AUGAAAUGCAAUGAAGGUGAAUUAAUAAAAGAAGAUGUCCCCCUUAAUCCAAGCCAAGAACAACAAGAUUUAGUAGCCUUAUUGUUUCCUUUAAUAAGCGAGGGUCAGUUAAAUGUUUGGGAAAAUCCCAACAUAAAUCAACUGAAUAAGAAUGGACUGACACACGAUAAUGUACCUGUUGAAGAAUCACAAGUUUUGCUCGAAUUGGUAGACGUAAAUGUUCCUCAAACCAUACCAGAACAGGAAGAAACAAUUAUGGAUGAUGUUUCUGACCCAGAUAACACACAUAUUGCAUCAGAUUCUGAGGGUGAUGACAAUCCUACUGAAUCCGACAGGGAUGAUGCUUUAGAUCACCAGAAAACAAAACGUAUUCGCCCGAGCACUGAUAAAUUAGAAAGGGACAGAAAAAGUCAUCCAAUCCAGCAAUCCUGUGAAGGUAGCGGGUGUAAAAAGAAUUGUUCUCAGUACUUGUCACUAAAUCGACGCCAGGAGAUAUGGGAGUGA
Molecule: messenger RNA, 504 nt
Organism: Lottia gigantea (owl limpet)
Lineage: Eukaryota; Metazoa; Mollusca; Gastropoda; Lottiidae
Exons: 1
Coding region: 1-504 (167 amino acids)
Source: RefSeq, a predicted model, not a curated record